Messenger RNA from Colletotrichum aenigma, 4632 nucleotides. RefSeq names its product putative RWD, RING finger and WD repeat-containing protein. Gene Ontology annotation, molecular function: protein binding. The coding region runs from base 1 to 4632 and encodes 1543 amino acids. Lineage: Eukaryota; Fungi; Ascomycota; Sordariomycetes; Glomerellales; Glomerellaceae. The transcript is spliced from 2 exons. The record is from RefSeq and is a predicted model, not a curated record.
AUGCCGCACUUCGACCAGCUUGACCCUCCAAAGAAGGGCAAACCUAUCAGAUCAGCUUUCGAAAGCGAAAGCUUCGAUGCUGAUGGAACCAUCCAUGUCGCCGGACUCGUGGGAUCAGCGACGAUUGCACCUUCGGGCAGGGAUGUCGCCUUAGCAUCACCUGAAGGCUUGUCCAUCAUCGAUCUUGACUCACCGUACAAUCCCCCUCGCCGCCUCAGCAGCCACGGCUCACCAUGGCUCGUUACCGACGUUCAAUGGUCACCCUUCGCCGCUCGCGACUACUGGGUCGUCUCGACAGCUAACCAUCGCGCUCUCGUAUGGAAUCUCAACUUGAGGGACGACUCGGCAUCAGGCGCCAUAGAGCACUCUCUCCAAGGCCACAGCAGAGCCAUCACCGACAUCAAUUGGUCGGCGCACCAUCCAGAUCAGCUCGCGUCGUGCGCUGUCGACGGUUACGUACACUGUUGGGAUCUUAGACGCCCAAGACAACCUGUACUCACAUUUUGCGACUGGUUCGCCGGCGCCACCCAAGUUAAGUACAACCGCCAGGACCCGCACAUCCUGGCAUCGUCUCACGAUAGGUGGUUGCACAUCUGGGAUGAGCGACGCGCCUGCGAACCCCUGAAAUCUAUCAGUGCGCACACAUCAAAGAUUUACGGCAUCGACUGGAACCGAACCCGGUCUACGGGAAUCGUAACCUGCUCCUUGGACAAGCACAUCAAGUUUUGGGACUAUGGAAGCGAUCAAGAUGUUCCGGAACGCGUCAUUCGUACCGAGUUCCCGGUGUGGCGCGCUCGUCAUACCCCGUUUGGCCGGGGCCUCCUAGCUAUGCCUCAGAAUGAACCAGGCGAUCUGCAUUUGUACGACAGCCAAGCUGCCCCUAACGAACCCAAGGAGGGUCCAACAGGCCCUCUUGCCAUCUUCCAGGGACACGGCAACCACAAGGUCAAGGAGUUCUUGUGGAGGAGCAGAGGCAGCAUCGAUGAGGAGGGUUUGGAUAAUAGAGAAUUUCAGUUGGUCUCGUGGGGAGAAGACAAUGAGCUACGUCUCCAGCAUGUCGAACCGUCGAUCCUCGAGUCGGUGGGCUACCUCAAGGGGCAGCCGGCUAGUAAGAAUCUCGUUCUGACACGUAAGGGCGCCUCCUACAAAACGUUCCGAACGGUGGAGGACAGCGUGAGCCGAGACAGGAGGAGUGCCACGAUGAGCGAUCCCCGCACCGGUUCGCGGCAGAGCGCCUUGACUAUGGGUAUGCGCUCAGGGCCAACCACCUACACGAGACUGGGAGCUGCUUGGAAAGGUUCAUCCAUGAAAGCUAAGAGCAACUCUAAAGAGAUGGACCGCAGCCAAGCGCACAUAGGAUGGAUGAAGGGCAUCAUGAUGAACAAGAGAAAGGCGUCAACCGACAGCCCGCGAAGAGCAGACUCGAAGGACUCGACCAUGUUCAGCCCGGGAUAUAUGGACGACGAUAAAUGGGCCGACCCAGAGACCAUCCAAGAUGAGUUUCUGCGCAUCAGCACGCAGCUGCCAAAGGUGAAAUGGGAUAAAAUCGACAUGGACUCGCUGACUCUGCACGCCUCGCUGAACGGCCCAUGGGGGAAAAACGGAGACACCAUCUUUAUCAAGGUUAGGGUCGAUAUCCCUUCCAAUUACCCAAAGUACAAAGCCCCUCGCUUCUAUGUCGAGAAAACGAGCUUCAUGCCGGAGAGAACACACAGAAAGGUUGAGCAUGAGCUCCACGAGCUCUGUCAUCAAUUCUUGGAGCAGAAGCAAAACUGCUUAGAUGUGGCCUUCUCCUACCUUUUGGGCGAGAUUGACCUCGCAGCCAGUACCAACUUCUUUAAGAACGUCAAAGACCUAGACGAUCCGUUGGAUCUUGCUUCCGAGAGUUCAAGCGAAGACGAGAACGACAUACCCGCAGGUGGCUCAGCGUCAAUGUCACAGGAGUUGCCUCCGAAUGCAGAGGCCGACAGCACACUGGCCCCAAAUAACAGGCCUACGAUUCCCCCGUUGCCGCGGUUCUGUGGCGCCCGAUUUUCCAACGAUGGGCGACUGGUAUGCUUCUUUCCUACCAAGGAAGAGAAGGCAAAGGCCCUGUUGUUUGCGCCGAUCGAACCACUCCGCGAAAGACCUAGGGGGGAACCCGUGUUUGCUGGUUUCGGUCGCCUCGCUCACGACUCGCCUCCAGGGAAAAGAUAUGGGAAUGACGAGAUGUCAGCUACGGACGAUCAGUCUGAUUCUGAUGAGUCCGAUGGGUCGUCCUCAUCCAGUGAUUCAGAGUCCACGUCUAUCAACAAGAUGAGUCUGUGGUAUCAACCCCGCCAUCGAUUCCGAAGAACUUGGAGCGACAACCGCUCUGUUAGAUCGAGUGGCGGAGGCACAGGAGUCGGCACUGGAACUGGCACUGGGUCACUCAGGAGGCGACCCGCCAAGUCAAAGAACGUUGUCUCUCUUCAUGACAUAUCGGAUAUUCUCCCAGCGAAAAAGGAGUUCGCAAAGGAGUAUGCCAUCUUUGGUGAAGGCGCCCAGGUAUGCGAGCACAAUGCCCAAGUAGCCGAGAAGCACGGCUGCCAGGAUCUGGUGGAUGUCUGGCGCUAUCUUUCAUUGCUCCUACGGCGAGACAUCCCGUUGGAGCUGUUAAACUUGGACCAGCGCCAGGACGCGAUCCUGGUGAUUGCUCGAGACGCCAUUUCACGAUUCCGUGCCGAAGGUCUAUCCGAUAUCGAGCGGUCUACCAAGGACAUCGCCGACUUCAACGGCAGAGUCAAGUGGGGAAAUCAUCCGCUGGCAAAGGAUUUCAUCAAUGACUUGUUUGAGUACUUUGAGAAGACGGCAGACAUACAGAUGUUAGCCAUGCUCUCAUGCCUUUUCAGCGAGUCUUUCACGGAAGACAGCGUCGCGUAUGCCGAGUCUCAUCUCACGCAGCCGGAGACGCCACUGCCGAUGAAGGCACCAUCGUUUUCUCUCGACUACUUUCCUACCGACGCGUCGCUAUGGAAUCUCAACGCAGGAAGCCAGACCAACUCCGCCAUCACCACGCCGCGGACGCUGCACACCCCUAUCAGAUACUCUGGCUCUCAGGGAUCCGCCGAAGAAGCGCUAUGGACCGGGGACCCGGCGUCCAACUCUUAUUCAUGCGGCGAGACUCCCCCGGCUAAGGGCGUGAGGGAUUACCUCGGCCAUGAAGGCGACCAAACACCCAGUCUCUCCACGUCGCCCAGCGGUCGGGCUCUGUCGAGAGCCAACUCUGGCCUUACAUCAAGCUUCGCGAUCAACUUCCCGCGCCCCUUCAGCGGGGUCAACACGGGAACAGCAACGGCAGCUUCAUCGCCACCUAAUCAUGGACGGAAACGCCCGAGUCCAGCCGAUACGAUCCUUAGCACGCUCGCCCCCAGCGCCAUCAACAACGUAACAUGGGGACACUCGACGAUCGUGGGCGACUCGGGCACAACCCGCACAUCCCUCUCGGAUGACGAAGUCUACCGCGAAGAGUUCUUCUCGCUUGUACCCACACGCGUUUCCAUACACAUGGAAGACCAAACCAUCUUCGACGACGACGGCUGGAUGAACACGCCGCUGCUCGAGCCCAGCCGCAGCGACAUGUACGCUACCUAUCGCUACGUCUACGCGGAGAUCCUCCAGAUGUGGAACCAACCCCUAGCCCGGCUAGAGAUUAUGAAGUUCAACGUCCUCCAACAGCGAGAGAUACACGGCCUCGACGACUCCUUCCACGAGAUCCACAGCAUCGCAGAAACAUCAACCACGAUCCAACAACACCACCAACCCCAGCAGCAGCACCAAGUAUCACAAUCCCUUCCGACACACCCCAGCAACCACACCCACCAGCCCCAGCAUACCUCACAACCACAGACCACGUCUCCAAUCCUCCUCGGCAAGAAGGAACAGCUUCAAGCCCUCGUCGCGUCUGGCCGCGGCCUCGACGUAACGGGCGUCUGCCGCAUCCACGAGACCCAGCUCGAGCCGCUCAAGUACACCUCCGCCACGGCGACCCGUUUCGGCGGCGCGGUCGGCUCCUGCGACCGCUGCCGGCGCACCCAGACCCAGCUCCUCUGCGUGUACUGCCGCGAACCCGUCGACGCGCUCUAUCCGCCCUGUCUGGGCUGCGGCUGCGCCUCCCACGAGGCCUGCCUCGCCGAGUGGCACGCCGCGGGCGAGGUCCUCUGCCCCGCGGGCGACGAAUGCAACUGUGUCGAGGAGGCCUCCCACGGACAGGUCGAGAGCUGGGCCGCCAUGAUGGGCGCGCUGCGCAAGGCGCCGCCUCCAACCGCCGCCACCACCCCGGGCACGGCCACCUCGGCCGGCGCGUCGACGGCUACGCAGGGGAUCAUGGGCAAGGGGCUGAUGCUCCCGCCGCCGGCGAUCGAGGAGCCUGACGAGGAGGUGGAGAGGGACGACUGGGAGAGCGUGGCGAGCUCGGCGGGGAUCCCGAGCCGGAUGCAGGGCGGCGGCGCCGCGGUCAUGAGCGCCGCGCGGAUCAGUCUCGGGAACCGGCUGAAGAAGUCUGCGGGCGACUGGUCGCGGGCGUCGACGAACUUGAAUUUGAGGAGGAGGGGAGGGGGCGGGCCUGGUAACGGGGCUGCUGCUGCUGGGGGGAGCUGGAGGGGCGCGAGGUAA